Messenger RNA from Penicillium paradoxum, 1482 nucleotides. RefSeq names its product HesA/MoeB/ThiF family protein. Gene Ontology annotation, biological process: protein urmylation; tRNA wobble position uridine thiolation. The transcript has 3 exons. Gene Ontology annotation, molecular function: thiosulfate-cyanide sulfurtransferase activity; adenylyltransferase activity; URM1 activating enzyme activity. The record is from RefSeq and is a predicted model, not a curated record. Bases 1 to 1482 code for a protein of 493 amino acids. Lineage: Eukaryota; Fungi; Ascomycota; Eurotiomycetes; Eurotiales; Aspergillaceae. Gene Ontology annotation, cellular component: cytosol; cytoplasm.
AUGGGAUCCCUCGAAGAAACAUGCGCUUCCUUGCGUGCUCAGAUCAGCGCAACUGAGGCACAACUUGAUGGUUUGAAACGCGAUCUUGCGAUCGCCGAAAAAGCGCAAUCGGAGAACGCAGCGACUACCGAAACCCAGCACGACACGAAUGCCGACUCAAGGCGGUGGCCAUUGCUCCCAGAGGAAUAUAAACGAUAUGGACGGCAGAUGAUUGUUUCUCAAGUUGGUCUCAAAGGUCAGCUCAAACUCCGGUCGGCCAAGGUUCUACUCGUUGGGGCUGGAGGACUGGGAUGUCCAGCGGCGCAGUAUCUUGCUGGAGCUGGUGUUGGCACGAUUGGUCUCAUUGAUGGUGAUACGGUCGAGGUGUCGAAUCUCCAUCGCCAAGUGCUGCACCGCACGCAGAAUGUGGGCAAGUACAAGGUGGAUAGUGCUAUUGAGUCCUUAAUGGAUCUCAAUCCGCAUCCCACGUACAUCGCGCACCGAACACAUCUCACGCCCGAGGACGCGUCGGCGAUCUUCCAGGACUACGAUCUUAUUCUGGACUGCACCGAUAACCCGGCGACGCGCUAUCUGAUUUCGGAUACUGCCGUGCUUCUUGGAAAACCAUUGGUUUCUGCGUCCGCCUUGCGCACUGAAGGCCAGCUGAUGGUCUUGAAUAACCCACCCCGGGCACCAGGCGACAAGACUGGAGGGCCAUGCUAUCGAUGUGUUUUCCCCAAGCCACCACCUGCUGAUAGCGUGGUGAGCUGUGCAGACGGGGGUAUUCUGGGCCCCGUCGUUGGCACCAUGGGUGUCUUGCAGGCUCUCGAGGCAAUCAAGGUGCUUACUGCACCUGAUCUUGACACCACAGAUGGUAACACGGGCCGCCCGCGUGAUCCUCCGUCCCUGCAUAUCUUCUCCGCGUACUCAUCGCCCCUGGUUCGCACAAUCCGUCUUCGGUCGCGCCGAGCCAAUUGUGCAGUGUGCUCUGCUGAGGCCACCGUCUCACUGGAUACAAUCAAAUCAGGAUCGACAGACUAUGUGUUCUUCUGCGGAUCCACAAGUUUACCCUCGCUACUGGGUCCUGAGGAACGUAUCUCUGCUGAAGAAUACAGCCAAAGAUACCCAUCUGGUUUGGAUUCGCAGCGACACACAAUAAUUGAUGUCCGAGACGAGGCCCAAUUCGGGAUUUGCAGUCUGGAGAAUAGCAUCAACAUCCCUAUCUCUAGCAUCCUUUCCUCGGGUUACUCCUCUGGCAUCCAGGGGUCCGAUAAUGAGCAGCAAACCCCACAAUUCCCUUCGUGGUUGCCAUCUGAGGUUGCCUCGUCUGAGACUACGGACCCAAUCUACGUUGUUUGCCGUUUAGGAAACGACUCGCAGAUUGUUGUCAAGAAGAUGAAAGAGCUAGGUCUGGAUCGGCAUGGAAAGCGAUUUAUAGGAGAUAUUCGCGGAGGACUACGAUCAUGGAAAGAACAGGUGGAUUCCGAUUGGCCUGAAUAUUGA